This is a messenger RNA of Carya illinoinensis, 984 nucleotides long. Its product is annotated as protein FAR1-RELATED SEQUENCE 5-like. The transcript is spliced from 2 exons. The record is from RefSeq and is a predicted model, not a curated record. NCBI's taxonomy places the organism in Eukaryota, Viridiplantae, Streptophyta, Magnoliopsida, Fagales, Juglandaceae. The coding region runs from base 1 to 984 and encodes 327 amino acids.
AUGGGUGGUGAAGAAGAACACGCAUCUCCCUUGACAGAUUGUUUAGACACUGAAGAGCAAUGCACUUCUGCAAGAGUUGAUGAUGAAGAUCUGUUGGAUAGACUAGAUGAACUGGAAACAGCUGCUGGCACUCCAUCUACACCACAUGUGUUGCCAUCUUCGGAUUGUAAUGAUAUCAUUGAGGAGCCAAAGCCGGGGAUGGAGUUCAAUUCAUUGGAAGAUUUGAUGGUCUAUUAUAAGCAGUAUGCUAAAAAUUGCGGGUUUGGGGUGAUGACACAAAGGAGUGAGAGGUCAGAUGAUCAAUGUGUCAGAUAUGUCACCCUCGGUUGUGCACGGGGAGGGAAGGCUCGGAUUAAGAGUUCCAAUAUCACCAACCCACGUCCGACGGGAAAGACGGGCUGUAAGGCAAGGAUUAAUGCCUUAAGAGUCGAGGGAAAGAUGCGGUUGACAACAGUGAAUAACUCACAUAAUCAUGUAAUUAGCCCUCAGAAAUCCCGCUUCUUUCGAUGUAACAGAGAAGUGAAUGAGACUGUUAAAAGGGUCCUUGAGACAAACGACUUAGCUGGUAUUCAGCUGAACAAGAGUUACGGAUCUCUUGUAGUUGGAGCAGGUGGCUUCGAGAACCUGCCAUUUUCGGAAAAGGAUUGUCAGAAUUACAUCGACAAAGCCCGCCAUCUACGACUUGAUGCAGGUGGUGUUGGAGCACUUCUUGAUUAUUUUAUGAUGAUGCAGUACAAGAAUAACGGUUUUUUUGCAUUGAUGGAUUUAGACGAUGAUGGGAGGUAUGGGAUGCCGUUUGCACCAUUUGUUGGUGUAAAUCACCAUGGGCAGUCGAUUCUUUUGGGAGCUGGGUUGAUUUCCAGUGAGGACACAGAGACGUUUACAUGGCUGUUCCAAACUUGGUUGCAAUGUAUGGACGGAAUAGCUCCAAAGGCUAUUAUUACUGAUCAGGACAAAGCAAUGAAAAAUGCAAAAUUGCGAUAG